ACAACACACAGCCUCACUCACAACACCACAAUGCCUGCUGACUAUAACGGGAGAUGGGAGAUGGUGAGCAAUGAGAAAUUUGAUGAAGUCAUGAAGGCUAUGGACAUAGACUUUGCCACACGCAAGAUCGCCGCGCACCUUACACAGACAAAGGUUAUUGUGCAAAAUGGAGAUAAAUUUGAGACCAAAACUCUCAGCACAUUCAGAAAUUACGAGGUGAACUUCACUGUUGGAGAGGAGUUUGAGGAGCACACUAAAGGCCUGGACAACAGAGUGGUAACGGCACUUGUCACCUGGGACGGAGAUAAACUUGUGUGUGUGCAAAAAGGGGAGAAGGAGAAUCGAGGCUGGAAGCAUUGGAUCGAGGGAGACCUGCUGCAUCUGGAGAUCACCUGCCAAGACAAAGUCUGCCACCAGGUCUUUAAGAAGAAGCAGUAGCAUGCUGAUGUAGCAGUUCUCCUGUGUGUCACCUUUUAAUGCUCAUGUGUGCAUUUAAUUUUGUUGUACAUAUGUACUUAUGCAAUGGGAUUCUAAUAAAGACAUUUUAGUGUUUUAA
Molecule: messenger RNA, 556 nt
Organism: Ictalurus punctatus (channel catfish)
Lineage: Eukaryota; Metazoa; Chordata; Actinopteri; Siluriformes; Ictaluridae
Gene: rbp2a
Product: retinol binding protein 2a, cellular
Exons: 4
Coding region: 31-438 (135 amino acids)
Biological process (GO): fatty acid transport
Cellular component (GO): nucleus; cytosol
Molecular function (GO): fatty acid binding
Source: RefSeq, marked provisional